GAUGAAGACGAAACCUCCUCCACAAUCGAUGUCACUUACGAACAGGAGGGUGAACCUGGAAGAGCUACAUGGGGUGGAAAGAUCGAAUUUAUACUCACUUGUGUGAGUUUUGCAGUCGGUCUGGGCAACGUCUGGCGUUUUCCCUACCUCUGUUUCAAACAUGGCGGAGGUGCCUUUCUCAUACCCUAUAUCCUUACAAUGGCGGCCAUGGGCCUUCCGAUCUUCUUCAUGGAAUUCGCCUUCGGACAGUUUGCAAGCGUCGGGCCGAUUUCCAUAUGGAGCAUUAGUCCACUUUUCAAAGGUAUCGGCUACGCAAUGACAACCGUCGUAUGGCUGGUUACUGUCUACUACAAUGUAAUCGUUGCACAGGCCAUCCUCUACCUCCUUGCAAGCCUCAAUUCACACCUGCCGUGGUCGACCUGUGGCAACUGGUGGAACAACGACAUCACAUGUCUGGACCAGACCAGUAAGACUUUUCGUGAAGUCAAGUUAGGCGAACGAACGUUUUUUUAUUAA
Dibothriocephalus latus is the source of this 516-nucleotide messenger RNA. NCBI's taxonomy places the organism in Eukaryota, Metazoa, Platyhelminthes, Cestoda, Diphyllobothriidea, Diphyllobothriidae. The record is from the annotation of a GenBank genome assembly.